Molecule: messenger RNA, 1389 nt
Organism: Episyrphus balteatus (marmalade hoverfly)
Lineage: Eukaryota; Metazoa; Arthropoda; Insecta; Diptera; Syrphidae
Gene: Sps2
Product: selenide, water dikinase 2
Exons: 4
Biological process (GO): L-selenocysteine biosynthetic process
Cellular component (GO): cytoplasm
Molecular function (GO): selenide, water dikinase activity; ATP binding
Source: RefSeq, a predicted model, not a curated record
UGACAGCUGUCAAUUUCAUUCUAAUCUCUGCAAAAAUCAAGAUUUAUUUCAUUUGAUUAUAAUAAAUUAUAAUUAAAAAUAAUAAUACAAUUUACAAAAUUCAAUCAAAAAUUGAAUUUGCAAUCAACUAAACAAUGUUUCAUCCAAUAGAUUAUGGUCUGGCGGAAGAUUUCCGCCUCACAAAUUUCUCAACAUUACGCGGCUGAGGCUGCAAACUUCCUCAAGAUGUUCUCUUAAAAUAUCUUGAGGAUUUACAAAUCUUAAAUACAUCUUCUAAUCAAAACAAUUCUAAAAACAAUGCUGAACAAAGUAUUGGUAGUGGUAUGGAUUGCGCUGUCAUUCCACUUUCUCGUCACAAAAACUUAUCCCUUGUCCAAACGGUUGACUUCUUCUAUCCUCUGGUUGACAAUCCCACAAUAAUGGGAAAAAUAGCUCUGGCCAAUGUUUUAAGUGAUGUCUAUGCUGUGGGUGUGACUUCAAUUGAUAAAUUAAGCUUGAUUCUUAGUUCUCCAACUGAAUUUACACCUGAACAGCGUGAUGUUAUUCUUCCCAUGAUAAUCGAAGGUUUUAAUGAAUCUGCUAAAAAAGCCGGCUGUCAAGUUGGCUUCCGAAAUAUUGCAGUAAACCAGUGGUGUAUGAUUGGAGGAAUAGCCAGUUCUGUUUGUAAAAACGAUGAAAUUAUCAUGCCAUCAAAUGCCAAGGCAGGUGAUGCAAUUGUUUUGACAAAACCUCUAGGAACACAAUUAGCUACAAACGCACAAAUCUGGUGGGGCGAAAAAGGUGAAAAGUACGAAAAACUAUCAAACUGUCUAACCGAGGUGGAUAUUUUUGAAACUUUUCAAAUAGCUAUUGAAUCUAUGACCCACCUUAAUAUGAACGGUGCCUUAUUAAUGCAUAAAUAUUCGGCUCAUGCUGCCACAGAUGUAACUGGAUUCGGUCUUCUCGGACAUGCCCUUAAUCUAGCUGAAUACCAAACAGAUUGUGUGGAAUUUAUUAUCAACAAACUUCCAAUCAUAAAAAACGUUCUUAAGAUUGGUGAACUUGUUGGACAGGAUACAAAAUUGAAAAGUGGCCGAGCAGUUGAGACUUCUGGGGGUUUGUUGAUUUGUUUGCCAGCUGAACAUGCACAACAUUUUUGUGAAGAAUAUUCUGCGAUGCAUGAUAAGAAGCAGGAAGCAUGGAUUAUUGGAUAUGUAAAUGCGGCCGGUAAGAGAAGCGCAUCUCUUGCCGAGCAUGUUGAUUUUAUUGAAGUUGAACUUUAACGAAGAUGUAUUUGAGAUUUUUUUUAUAAUUUUAAAGUUUAUAGUUUAAUAAGGACUAAAAUGUAUCCAACGUAUGACAAGUACGCCUUAAAGGUCGCAAGAUCAGGGUGUAUUUUGAAUUUUUUUU